GUAAUUGUCAGUUUUACGAAUGUACAAACAAAAUACUGUGUUCUCAUAUAGAGCAUGCAUUUGUUUAUGUUCAAUUCUUGCAACAAUGCUCGAUAUUCUUUCGCGUUUCAUUUGUGACAAAAAAUGCUUCCUGCCAAUGAUUCUCAACUCACGGUUCUUAUAUCUCGAACAAUUUUCGCAUGCGUCGUAAAUAUAUGUUGAGAACGGUUGUCAAGCAUGUAUUAAUACGUCAUGCGAAAUAAUAAUCAUAAGAAAUAAGUUUGAAUAAAUAAAAAAAUAAUUGCGAACUUGAACAUAAAAUUGAGUUAAAAAGAAAAAUAAUUGAUGGCAUUCAACAGGAAAUAGAUCUUUUUUAGAAUUAAAUUACACAUUCUUCGGAAAAAUAAACGUCCAAAGGUAUAUAAGCUUUUUCAUGAAUCAGACAAAGAUUUAAUAAUUUCUACUUGAUCUUGGAAAAAAUCUAAUAAUGAGCAACAAAGUGAAUCUACAUGAUAUAAGUGCAAAACUUACUAAAGAGACGUUAGAAAGUAUACUUGCAGCAGAAUGUAAUGAAACAGAUGUAAAACUAACGGAUUGGGAUUUUGGUGAUGCAAGUGCCAAAGGUGAUAGCUAUUUAACGGUUGUUAACAAAGUUAAACUGAAUGGCCUUGCUAAUGGUAAACCUGUACAAAUUGAUAUUGUGAUAAAAUCACUACCUCAGAAUUUAGGUAGAAGAAAAACUUAUAGAAGUAUAAUUUUCUUUAGAAAUGAGGUGGCAUUUUAUACUAAGAUAAUACCAAAGUUUGAACAGUUUCUCAAAAGCAAAAAUCAAGCUAAUAUUCUAUGUGUUCCACGUCAUUUGAAAUCACUUGUUGACGGUGAAAAUGACUAUUUAAUUUUGGAAAAUGUUUGCAACUUAGGAUAUGGUCCUAUAACUCGUCAAAACUGUGUAGAUAUGGAACAGUGUACUGUUAUUCUGGAAGCUUUUGCUACUUUCCAUGCAAUUUCUUUUGCUUAUAAAGAUCAGAAUAAAGAAGAAUUUGAUGAGAUGGUAACACAUUUAGAGGAAACAUAUUUUAGUCCUAAAUAUUGGGAUUGGUAUGAAAGAUUUCAUAAACGAUUAGUAGGAAUAGCAACACAUGCAUUAGCUACUGAAUAUCCUAACAGUGAAGCACUAAAACGUUUUACUUCUUACAAAUUGGGUUCACUUGUUAAAAUGUGUUAUAAAAUAUGUGAUUCUCCAAAUACCCCAACAUCAGUUGUAAAUCAAGGAGAUUCUUGGGCUCCAAAUGUUUUAGUACGCGAUGUUGAGGGAGAUAAAAAGGAAGCACUCUUGCUUGAUUUUCAAUUGGCACGUUGUGUUAGUCCAAUUCUUGACUUAGCAUUCUUUAUUUAUUCUUGUACAGACAAAGCUCUCAGAGAACGAUUUAACGAAAUGUUGAAAAUUUAUCAUAAUAAAUUAACUAGUGUAAUUAAUUCACUUGGCUCAAAUGCAGAAAAAUUGUAUUCAUGGGAGACAUUUAUGAAGGAAGUAAAAGAAAAUUUUUUCUAUGGAAUAGUUUUUGUACUAGAAGCUAUGCCAUUUACUAUGUUAGAUAACUCACAAGCAUUUGACUUGGAUACAAUAAUAAAAGGAGAUGAAGAAGUGAAUAUAGAUGACGUAUGGACAAUAGGCAAUUUAGAAACACAGUGGAAAAGAUUACGUUUAGCAGAUGUAAUUGUUCACGCCGUAGAAAAUGGGUUUUUAUGAAAUUUGAAUAUAUAUAAAUUGUACAAUUUUAUACAUAAUUUUUAUUAAAUGUUUAGCAUUAAAUAAAAUAGAGAUAAUCUGUA
Molecule: messenger RNA, 1812 nt
Organism: Vespula vulgaris
Lineage: Eukaryota; Metazoa; Arthropoda; Insecta; Hymenoptera; Vespidae
Exons: 5
Coding region: 467-1729 (420 amino acids)
Source: RefSeq, a predicted model, not a curated record